Molecule: messenger RNA, 1239 nt
Organism: Fusarium mangiferae
Lineage: Eukaryota; Fungi; Ascomycota; Sordariomycetes; Hypocreales; Nectriaceae
Exons: 7
Coding region: 1-1239 (412 amino acids)
Biological process (GO): L-aspartate biosynthetic process
Cellular component (GO): cytosol
Molecular function (GO): L-aspartate:2-oxoglutarate transaminase activity; pyridoxal phosphate binding
Source: RefSeq, a predicted model, not a curated record
AUGUUCUCCUCAUUUCGAAAGGGGCCCGAUGACCCCAUGUACUUUCUCAAGCUGGCAGCCGACCAGGAUACGUCACCAGAUAAGGUUGAUCUUGGUGUUGGUAUCUACAGAAACGAAAGUGGUCUCUACAGUCAGCUCGGCUCUGUCGCAAAGGCAAAGGUAGUCUUGGCUGAGAGCGAUCCUGGUCACGACUAUGAGAUCACAAUAGGAAACCAGCGGUUCUUGAACCAUGCUGCCCGCCUCUUGUUCGGACAAGACUGCGAGCUCCUACAGUCUAGCAGAAUCGCCUCAGCUCAGACCAUCUCUGGUACGGGCGCCUGUCACGUCGCUGCUCUAGCCUUGAGCCAAUCCAUCUCUCCUCAUCCGAAAGUAUACGUCGGUACCCCUACCUGGGGUAACUACAAGCCAAUGUUCGAGCUCGUCGGCCUUGAAGUGAUCGAAUACCCAUACUUCGACUUCCAGACGCGAACCAUCGACUUCUCCUCCAUCAUCUCAGCAGCGCUGAAUGCACCCCCUCGAAGCGUCUUCAUCCUACAAGCUUGUUGUCACAACCCUACAGGCGCCGACCCUACAAGAGAACAAUGGCAGGAACUUGGUGCGGUGCUGGCACAGAACUCCCACUUUGUCCUUUUUGACAUUGCGUAUCACGGACUGGGCAAUGGCCUCGAUGAGGAUGCUUAUGCAAUCAGGCAUUUCGCUACCUUGGGCCUAGACAUGUUUGUAUGCCAGUCAUUCUCUAAGAACUUUGCUUUAUAUGGCGAGAGAUGCGGUGCCUUGCAUGCUGUAUGUUCGAGUCGCGACAUAGCGGCUGUUGUGCAAGAUCGACUUCGAUGCUUAAUACGGUGGGAGUUCUCAUCUGCACCGGCUUAUGGCAGUCGCUUGGUCACUAUUGUAUUGGACUCGGAUGACCUAACUGCAGACUGGGUCGAAGAGCUGUCCGAGAUACAGCACCGACUAAAGGCUCUCCGGAAACAACUGCAUCACAGAUUGACUCAAGUGUUAAAGACACCGGGAAAUUGGGACCAUAUUUUGCGAGAGAAUGGACUCUUCUCAUACCUCAGCCUCAAUCCUAAACAGUGCCAGAAAUUCAUCGACCAACAUCAUAUCUAUCUUCCACCGAAUGGUAGAAUCAACAUCUCAGGUCUCAGCCAGAGCAAUAUCAGCAGAGUCGCUGAUUCCUUAGAUCAGAUUAUACGUGAGGAGUCCGGGCAGGACAUCCAGACAAGGGCAGCUCUUUAG